This is a messenger RNA of Diaporthe amygdali, 1296 nucleotides long. RefSeq names its product mino acid transporter. NCBI's taxonomy places the organism in Eukaryota, Fungi, Ascomycota, Sordariomycetes, Diaporthales, Diaporthaceae. The coding region runs from base 1 to 1296 and encodes 431 amino acids. The record is from RefSeq and is a predicted model, not a curated record. The transcript is spliced from 5 exons. Gene Ontology annotation, cellular component: vacuolar membrane. Gene Ontology annotation, biological process: amino acid transmembrane transport. Gene Ontology annotation, molecular function: amino acid transmembrane transporter activity.
AUGUCUCCACCGACCACGCAAAAAGAUGAGGAAGCCAAGGCAGACAUUACCGGUCAUGUGAAUGUCUUUGAUGCCUCAAGUGAUGAGAUUAGCUUCACAGCCUUGGUCGCUGAAGACCACAAGCACGAUAUAAAACUUAGAACCAUGACUUGGCAAAAGGCCGCCUGGCUUCUUGCUGGAGAUCAAGUGUGCCUAGCUAUAAUGGCUCAGUCAUGGUCUCUGAGCGUCUUGGGAUGGGUCCCUGGGCUCCUCACCAUGUUUCUUGCAGGCUUGUUCUUCUGGAUUACCAGCAUAACAAUGCACAAGUAUAUAAUGAAGCAUCCUCAUAUCAAGGAUAUCUGUGACUUCGGGUUUCAAGUAUUUGGGAAAAGCCGACUUGCAUACGAAUUCAGUGGCUGUAUGCUGCUUGCGAACAACAUCCUUCUCAUCGGCUUCCAUGUCCUCACUGGCGCCAAGGUGAUCAAUACCCUUUCUGAUCACUCGCUGUGCACUGUCGACUUUUCAGUGAUCGUCACAAUUAUGGGCAUCGUCAUGUCUAUUCCACGAACGCUUAAGCAUGUCUCUUUUAUGUCCAUGUUCUCAGCAGCUUGCAUGGGGAUUGCAAUUCUUCUCUUCCUCAUCUUCGCUGGCAUUGAGCCUGCUCCUCUCUACGGUUAUAAUGGUGACUAUCCUACUGCCGGCCCUGUCAAAACUUACGCAUUUCCUCCCGCGGGCACAACCUGGGUCGCAUGUAUGAAUGCGGUUCUGAAUAUCACCUUCCUCUGGGUCCCUCAGAUACUUUUUCCCACCUUUAUUUCGGAGAUGGAGCACCCCGAAGAUUUUCCCAAGUCCCUUGCUGUUCUCACAGGCAUUUCAGUCAUACUCUUCAUCGUUCCUCCGGCCAUCGGAUUCAGAUACCUCGGGCAGUACGCUACCGCGCCAGCGUUCGGCUCGCUUGGUGUCGUUGCAUACAAAAAAGCUUCUUUUGCGUUUGUAAUUGUUCCGACCCUCGUGAUUGGUGUUAUUUACGCCAACGUGACGGCAAAAUUUAUCUACUUCCGUCUGAUGGGCAAAUCGCGGCAUGCGCACAGCAACACACUUCUCGGCUGGGGAGCCUGGAUUGCAGUCAUGGUUGGUAUUUGGGCUAUUGGAUUUGUUUUCGCUGAGAUCAUUCCCAGUAUGGGUGAUUUCCUGUCCCUGCUUGGUGCUGCUUUUGACUCCUUCUUUGGUUUCAUUUAUUUUGCCGUUGCGUACUGGCAGCUAUAUAAGGGCAAUCUGUUCUCUGGGGCGGGAAGGGGAUACAAGACCUGCGUUUAG